AUGGGGGUCCCGGAAAAACGACGUAAUAUCUACACCUACCUUUCCACAUUCAAAGCUUCCGCGAUUCUCUUACAAGAGCAUUUCAUCAGACCACAAUUCUGGCAGCUCAUCAAGGACGAGUACGAGGGCAAGCUCUUCAUCAACCAGCACUGCCUGACCCUGAUCCCGGCCGACUCGCCCCUGAUCGACGCCGAGCUCUUGCGCACCCACUCGGCACUCGACGGCCGGCUCCUCGUCACCUCCUUUCGUCUGCGGGGCGACAUCAAAAUUCUAGAAAUCAAUAACCUCUACGCGCCCGUUGACCCAAAACAACGAGCAAAAUUCUUCGACAAACUGAUCCUCCACAAAACACAGAAAUCCCACCUCCGACUCCUUGGCGGCGAUCUCAACGACUGCCCGCGCCCAGAAGUCGAUCGGCGGAACCAAAGUCGGCGCGGCCACCACUGGCCGAUUCUGAUGGGCAAGCUCGACUCGGCCUACACGGACUGCAUCCGCUACAAGCACCCCAUCACCCCAUCUUUCACUCGACCUAAUCCCAAUCGCAAGCGACCCAACUCCUUCUCCCGGCUUGACUACUUUCUCCUACAAAGAGCUCACCAAAAAAGGCUCGACCAGGCCUCGACGAUCUACGACUAUCCCAAGGAUCUUUCCGAUCACCGACCGGUCUUGAUCGUACUAGCUCUCUCAGACGAUCUUGAUGCGGCUCUCCCACAGCUCAGCCUACCUACCACAUCCGACCAACUACAUCGAAUCAAUACCACAACCUUCAAGACGGUGGAAUUUCAGCGGAUGAUGGAAGGAUGGUUGGAAGGGGCAAGCGGGGAGGAUCCGGUGCGAGAGCUUGAGGAGGUUCUGGAGGCGUGCAGGGACAGGGGUGGGGAGAUGGCGAGGAGGCUGCAUCGGGAGCGGACGGAACGGAUGGAGUAUUUGGUGGGGAGGGUGCAGGAUCUGGAGGCGUUACCGGUAUGGGGGGAGGCGGAAACGGCAGAAUGGACAAGGACGUCCGAGGAACUCAAGCGGGCGGUCGAGGAGCGCGCGCGCCUACUCCGGAUCCGAGCCCACGUCCCCGAGAUCGCUUCCGAGGAACGACUGUCGCGGCCGGUCCACGCCAAGCUCGCGGCGCGGAACUCGGACUCCAAGAUCACAGCACUGCGCUUGGGCAACGGAGAGCUAACGCAUGACAUUGAUGUCGCUCUUGACCACACGCAGGCGCAUUUCCAGCGCCUCUACCACAUCGAGCCUCGUGAUCCGGAACGCGUCGACCGACUUCGGGACGAACUCCUCGUGCCGAUCAGGGCGGCACGGACUUGCGACGACCCGCGCUCAGAUCCGCUCUUUCUGCGCCGACUCUCGGAAGCGCAGAUUGAUCUCCUCCAGCAACCCAUCACCGAGGACGAGGUCGUGGCCGCGAUCGGGACGACGCACCCGGGGAGAUCGCCGGGCCCGUCGGGCGUGCCUUACGAACUCUAUCAGACCGCACCGGAGGCGUGGUCCAAGGUGCUGACCAAGGCCUACAACGCGAUGAUCGAGCGCGGUUCACUCUCUCCCAAGCAGGGCCAGGGACUCGUGCGCCUCAUCUUCAAGCGCCACAAGAAGAAUGCCGAUCGCGCCGAACUCUCGUCGUAUCGCCCCAUCACCCUGCGCGAGUGCGAUUACAAGAUUUUUACCAAGGUCUACGUCGCCCGAUUGAACCAAAUUCUGCCCGAUCUCCUCCCGCCGCAGCAGCACGGCUUCGUCAAGGACCGCCGAUCGGCCGACGCUGCACUACACCUUCGUCUCCUGAUCGAGGAACUUGGCGCGCGCAGGACCGAGUUCCCCGCGGCCGCGCUCUUGUCUCUUGACCAAUCAUCCGCCUACGACCUCGUCGAGCAUGACUGGAUCUUUGCCAUCUUCGACGCUCUGGGCGCUCCUACCACCUUUCUUCGCGUGCUGAGGAUGCUCUACUCGGGUGACUCGACCUCGGCGCGCUACAUCAUCAAUGGGUUCCUGACGGCGCCGGUGCGACUGACGUGUGGGCUCGGCCAAGGGGACCCGGCGUCAUCGUCGGUCUGGGACAUCGUGUUUCAGCCGUUCCUGGAUGCUCUACACCGUCGAAACAUCGCGCUGAAUCUCUCCAUACCUGCACUUCAUCCGUACCCACAGAGCCGCGCCAUUACAUCACUUGCAUUUGCCGAUGACGUUGUCGUCGCCGUCGCGGGCUUGGAGUCACUCAACUUGCUCGAUGACCUGGCGCUCGACUGGAGGCAUGCAACGAAUGGCCGGCUCAACACGGACAAGACGGUCGUCCUACCGAUUGGACGUCGCUGGGACCCUGGGGAACGGCCAAUCGUCGUCAAGGCCGCAGGCGAGUCGCUCGAGUGGAUCGGCCUCCCCUUCGACCCCAGCGGCGACACCGAACUCGCCUACGCGAAUCUCAUCGAACGGCUCGAGGCGACGCUGGAAGCGGUUCAGCAUCGCUGGCUCACGCACCACACCCGUGCCUUUUACGUCAAUCGGUACGCCAUUCCCAAGAUCCUGCAUUUCCUUGCAGCCGACAUCCCGCCGCCCGAAGUCGUCAAGAAGCUCGAUGACAUGCUCGUCGAUUUCGUCCGUGGGGGCAAGGGCAGGACCAGCUACGGCAGAGACAUUGUGUUCACCGCCAAGAACAAGGGGGGACUCGGGGUGAUAAGGAUGCGGGACGUUGUGGACGCGGUUGCGGCACGGCUCUGGGACGUUCUUCUCGGCGGUUCCGGCGCGAUUUGGCAAGGACUUGCGCGCGCAUCACUCCAGCGAGCUCAGCCCGACCUCGACCUGGCCACCGAUCUCUGGCCACAUCCAUCCACUCCCAUCCCCAACGACCUUCAUCCCCGAUGGCACGCCGCACUGGGCGUUCCGAAACUUCACGACGCGCAGGUCAACCCGAGGGCCUUGACCACCGCGAACUUGCUCGCGCUGCCCACCCUGCUCGGCAGCCUCCACACCCCCAUCAGAGGGAGACAGACCAUCGACGCGGUUCAUGUACCUGACUACCUUCGUCUCCAGGGCUACCCGAAGGUGGCGGAUCUCUAUCGACGCGAGUUGUAUGCGGGUGGGGGGUUUCACCUCUGGACGCCGCCGGCGGAUGUGCUCGGCGACAACAGCGAGUACGAUCGACGCGGGCUCCCGCAGCGACUGGCAAUCGCGGCCUGGUACCGGUUCACUGUCGAUCGACACAAGAACACCCCCUUGGCGGCGGCGGUGGCGGCGGGACGACUCAACGUGCCUCCCCGGAUCGGCACCAGCGCACCACUCGAGGCGAUCAUCCCCAAGCCCGUGGCCCGCUUCGCAAUGGAGCAGCGCCUUCCGGACCCGGUGCUUCCACAACAGGCGAGCCAGUAUACGCUGCUGAACAUGGCUCGCCCCUACACAGUCCGUCGCAUCCGCCGGGUCCUGAACGCGAAGGCAUUUACCAACAUGCUCGGGCUCAAGGGACCACCGCAGCCGGACGACCUCAGGAGCUUCUGGAAGGCAGUCAACUCGAAGGCACUGACGGCGAGGGAGAGGGAAGUUUGGUUCAAGCUGAUCCUCCGCUUCACCCCGACGCGCAAACUCCAGCACGAGCAAAAGCACGACACUUCUCCCGCGUGCCUCGUGUGCGAAGCGCCGGUGGACGACACCGAUCACUACUUCUUCGGCUGCGUCGACUCGCGGAACAUCUGGACCGCGGCAAGGGGCGUGCUCUGCGACGCGCUCGGAUGCGACACGAUCGAGGACGCCGAGUACACGACACUACAACGACUCUUUGGCCUCCCCAAGCUCAAGGCCAAGCUCAGCGAACAGGAAGGCGCAGGCAGGACGAUCGAGAUCUUCACGGGGAUGGUCUUGGAGAUGAUCAGCAGUGGGAGAUGGAGGAUGCAGAAGCACGGGACGAGGAUGGAAAGCCUGGAGCGGAGGAGGGUGGUACUGGAGGAGAGGAUGAAGUUGAGGGCGGGGGGAGCAAGGGGCGGGCGAGGGCAGUAG
Microbotryum saponariae is the source of this 3978-nucleotide messenger RNA. The record is from the annotation of a GenBank genome assembly. NCBI's taxonomy places the organism in Eukaryota, Fungi, Basidiomycota, Microbotryomycetes, Microbotryales, Microbotryaceae.